AUGGAAUACAAGAGUUUUCUACUCUUUAAACUAUUUAUGUGGAUUUUCACCUAUACCGAUAGCCAAACUAGUUAUAAAAAAUGGCUACGGCCAGACAACGUAUAUCAAUUAGGUAGGUCGUCAGAAAAGGUAGGAUCAUCAAAUUUCAUUUAUUUUAAUCAAAUUUACAUUUCGAAAGAACACUUACAGAUUGAAAUCAAACCAGUACUUAAAAGCAGUAUUUAUGACUGUGAUUUAAAGUCUCCGUUAUUAGUAAAAAUUCAAUCUAGAGCCAUCACCAGGGUCAAUGGUGAAAAGGUUAAGCUUCGAAAAGACCAGCCGCCAUUCGUGAAUGAUUACACGCAUGAAAAUCUAAUUACUAUAACAUUCAAAGAAGAAAAUGCUAUGUCUAUUACAAUUGAGUGGAUUCCCUUAAACAUAUGUAGAUAUACUAAGCAAGUUAUGGUGAACGGUAACUUGGAUUCCAAUCCUCUAACUGAUGAAUUACUUAAAUUAUUUGAUAAUGGUAUCGAUUUACGUAUCGCAAAGAACCCUUUCUAUGCUAGUCAUUACCUCACCCUUUCGGAUCAUUUAAGUUACGGGCUUAAAGUUUCAUUACUGAGAGGAAUACCUAUACUAAAUACUGAUUGGACAGAUUUCAUAAUGGAAAAUAAAGAUAGCAUCGACAAUUGGUUCCUAGAGCUUGAUCCAGGUAAAUUCCUACCUUUCUCUACGAAAGAUAAUCGAUAUUUAAUACAGAACAAGGAAAGAACCAAAUUGCUAAGUAAUUCAAUGUUUGUUAUAUUUCAUGAUACGAAAGACAAAUUAUCCAAAUGGAUUAGUUCGCUUGGAGGCAAGGUUUUUAAAGCCGAUAUCUCUGCUUAUUACUGUGAAAGAAAAAUUGAUCAAAAUUUGACAUCUACGGUUAAAAUGAAGGUAAAAGAAGCCGAAUGUGAUAAAUGCUUUUUAAUGGAAUUUAACGAUCAUGAGGUAAAGCAUUAUAAUCAAAUAGAAGAAGCAUUAAAUAAUUUUGCGCAAACAAAUUCUAGCAAUAUUGUUACUGAAGCAAUGUUGUAUGAGAGUGUAGUUAAUGUGUCCACGAGCAAUUUGCAAGGUUUGAAUCUUGAAAGAGAAUUGAAACGAUCUACAUCAGCCGAAAUACUAUUCUCUCAACCGCAAAGAAAAAGAAGAAGAUUCAAAAAAGUUGGAAUAACAGAUUUUUUUGACUUUAAACCACCCAUAAAAACUGAAAGUCCAGCACCUGAUGAUUCUGUUGAUAAAAAUAUAACUGAUGAACAUCUGAAGCGGAAUAAUAUGAACAGUGCUACGAAUUUAGCUUUACCUGAUAGUUCACACACUGCUGACGACAACAACCGGUCAUUGGUUCAUACUGAUACAUCCUUAAAUAAUUCAUCUAACAAAAGUAAUGAAGAGAGCAAUAUUAUCACGCAUAAGAGGCAAAUUUACGACUCCACAGAAGAAGAACCUAAAUUAAAAAAGAGAAAAGAAGAAACGAAGAUUGGCAAAUUCAUACCACAAAUUUCACUCCUUGAUGCCAUUAAAUCUACUAAAGAACGAGCUAAAGAAAAUGUUCGUGAAGAAUUGGGUAUGGAUGAAAAAGAAAGCGAUGGCUUAAAUGAAAACUUGAAUAAUUUAGCUAUUGUCGAAACGAUUGAUAUUUCUAUAAGGAGAAGAAAACCUAUUACAAAUGAAAUUAGUAAUAAAUCAUAUAAAGAAAAAAAGAAUUUCAAAACUUUCAGAAAAAAUAAACUGUUGGCAAAUGAAAGAAGAAAUUUUAUCGAUAUGCGACCGAUUUUUGUUGGCGAUGGAGUAGAUAAUGUGUUUAUUGAAAAAAAUACUAAAGAUAAGGAAAACACCCAGAAACAACUGAAGUUGAUGAGUGAUAUUGGCAGAGUUAUGGGUGAUGUCAGUGGGUAUAAACCCUAUUCCAUCAGCCUAGAAGAUGAUCAUGAUCCUGAUGUAGAUAGUUUCUCGUUUGGAAUUAGAAACGAGCCUUUGCAUGAAUCCACCCUUUUCGUUCCAGAAGAUGAUACUCAAAGAGAACAUGAUCAUACUCCCACUUCAGGUAUCAAACGAAAUGAUAACGAAACUCGCAAUGACUCUGAUGAUGAUGUUGAUGAUGAUGACGAUGAUGAUCAGCCUAAAUUUGCAUUCAGUAGAACAUGA
This is a messenger RNA of Debaryomyces hansenii CBS767, 2166 nucleotides long. Its product is annotated as DEHA2E21142p. Lineage: Eukaryota; Fungi; Ascomycota; Pichiomycetes; Serinales; Debaryomycetaceae. Gene Ontology annotation, molecular function: protein binding. The record is from RefSeq and is a predicted model, not a curated record. Bases 1 to 2166 code for a protein of 721 amino acids. The transcript has 2 exons.